Messenger RNA from Malassezia japonica, 1167 nucleotides. Its product is annotated as bacterial leucyl aminopeptidase. Gene Ontology annotation, molecular function: metalloexopeptidase activity. The transcript is spliced from 2 exons. Gene Ontology annotation, biological process: proteolysis. The record is from RefSeq and is a predicted model, not a curated record. NCBI's taxonomy places the organism in Eukaryota, Fungi, Basidiomycota, Malasseziomycetes, Malasseziales, Malasseziaceae. The coding region runs from base 1 to 1167 and encodes 388 amino acids.
AUGCUCUGGAUGCGUUGGGCGAUUGCGGGGGCGGCGGCGGUGGCCGCUGCGCCGCUGGGGCAGCAGGUGUUUAUGGUGGAUGAAGGCACUGCACCGAAACUCGACAUGUCGUGGGCAUCACUGCGGCGCGACCGCGUGCUCCAGCUGGGCGACCAAGAGACGGUCCUCGCGUCCGAGAUGGAAAAGUGGUGGCUCCGUGCGCAGGGCCGCCGCUUUAUCGACGUGACCGAGUAUCCCGAUCUCGGCAAGGUGAACGCGCAGAAUAUGGGCGUGCUCAAAGUGCACUUUCCGGCGCUCGAGCACGGCGAGCGCCUGAAAGAGGCGUACGAGCACGUCAGCGACGCGGGGCCGCGCGCGGACCUCGCUAAAUUUACCUCGUUCUACACGCGCUACUACCGCAGCGAGAGCGGGCGCAGGAGCCAGCGGUGGCUCAUGGACCAGGUCGAGCGCCUCGCUGACCACUUUGCGACGAACACGUCCAUCUCCGAGUUUAAGCACGACUGGGAGCAGCGCACCAUCAUUUUGCGCAUCGGCGGCGCGAAUGCUUCGCGCACUGCCGAGCGCGGCGUGACGAUCCUCGGUGCGCACCAGGACAGCACGAGCUUCCUCCCGUUCCUCCGCUCGCCUGGCGCGGACGACGACGGAAGCGGCACUGUGACGCUGCUCGAGACGCUCCGUGCGCUCGGCGCCUCGCGCUGGGUCCCGGAAUCCGACGUGGAGUUCCACUUCUACUCGGCAGAGGAGGGUGGCCUGCUCGGCUCGCAGGCGGUUGCGUCUGCCUACGAACAGGACCACGUCCGUGUCCAGGCCAUGCUGCAGCAGGACAUGACGGCGUUUGUCAAGCGCGGCACCACCGAAAAGGUCGGCAUCGUGACCGACUACACGUCGCCUGCGCUCACCGACUUUGUGACACGCCUCGUCGACGCGUACCUUGACAUUCCCUACGUGCGCACCAAGACCAACUACGGCGCGAGCGACCACGCGAGCUGGGACCGUGCGGGCUACCCGAGCGCGUUUGCAAUUGAGGCUGCGUUUGAAGACUGCAACCUGCAAAACAUCCACACGUCGCGCGACACGUUUGACCACGACGAGUUCUCCUUCCCCCACAUCCUCCAGUUCGUCCGCCUGUCGAUGGCUUUUGUCGUAGAGCUCAGCGGCUGGGCAUAG